GUAUUUAGUAGGUAUUUUGUUCUUUGCUGAAUGCUAGAGAACGGAAAUCCUAAGUGCUAAAUUGGUCAGACAAUCCAUUCAAGGUGAUUCUGCUACGCAAAGGACGCAAAGGAUAAUCGUGAAAAUAAGUAAGAAACAGACGGCAGUGAUGUCUGGCUCGGACGACGGCCAGGACGCGGAGAGCACGCUGUCUCAGCGGCUGGACCGGUGCCUGCAGCUGGUACAGGAGGUGCGCGACGCCUCGGUGCCCUCCUCCGACCCGGAGCUGCAGAGUACGGUACGCUCGGCGAUCUCGGGCCUGGAGUCGCUCACGCGCCGGGUUUCGUCUGCCGUGUUCUCCAGUAACGAGUCUGUUGAGGAGCUGCCGACCGGCUCCCUGCGCUUCCUGCUGCUGCCGGCCCUGCUGGGAGAGCUCACCUGCCGGCUGGCGCACGAGGACAGGAUGGAGCUGAUCGGUAUAGCGGAGGUGUACUACCGGGACUUUCUACAGCGGUGCCGCGACUACGGUAUAACCGAGGCCGAGAUCCCGGCUCCCCGGUCCCGAGGGGAGGAGCCCGACCCCCCGGCGGCGCGGCACCCGGCGCAGCAGCCGCGCGCGCCCACUAUGAGGGAUCUGGCCACCAUGUCCAAACAGCGGGAGGAGCGACUGAGGAGGUACCGCGAGCAGAAGGAGCUGGAGAAACAGCUGACCGAACUGCAGGAGGCGAUGCGCCGCCCCAGUCCGGACGACGAGACGAUACGCACAUACUAUCUGACGCUGCUGCGCCAGGCCGUCGGUAAGGCGCUGUCCGAACUGCAGAGCCUCGAGCUCGAGAAGCCCAUCCUGGAGCACAUGCAGCACCUCAAGACCAGGGGCGGCGCGGCGGCGGCCGAGUCGCUCCGUUCGCCGGCGUCUGCGCCGCCGCUGCGGCCGGUGGUGAUCACCCGCACUAAGCUGGAGGCGGAGGUGUUUGGCGCCGGCUACAGCAGCCUGCCCACAAUGUCCGUGGAGGAGUUCUACGAACAGAGAGUCAGGGACGGAGUGUUCCCCGGUGGCUGUCAGCAGGCGUCCAACCCCGCCCCUCCGGCCGGCCAGCCGGCCACCGCAGAUGACAAGGACGGGGAACGGGACCGUCUGGAGGAGACGGAUGACGCGGCCGCCCUGGCGCGCGCCCGGCAGCUUGACGAGUACAAGGACACUCACAAACGGGGCGAGGGGAACCGAUACAACAGGAGCUAGGACCGGCCCGCGGCACCGACAGACUAUGUUUUCUAAUGGCGCCGCAGGGGGCUACGCGGUGCGACGGAGCGGCACCUAUAUGUGACGGAUAUAGGUGGCGCUGGCACCCUGCCAUCUAGUGAAGACGCGAUGAACUAUUUCCUGGUGGGGGAACCGGUAUGCAGAGGCAGUUUUUGUUGCGAGAAGUGGCAUGGAUGUGCUGCCAUCUAGCGGUGCUCGGACGCUGUUAAACUUUGUGAGCGCCCGCCAGGUUACGGAAGAUGCGGCCGGCGCCGCUGCUGCCAUCUAUUGAAGGUUGUGCCAAACUCUAGUUCGCCGGUCGCCGCAACGACAGAGCAGGAGGCGGAACUGCGUCUGGUGAAGUCCGGUAGGCAUCUCUGGUUACACGAGAGGAACUGUUCUUGUCUUCGAUUUGGAUUGUCGAAUGAAAGCCCAAACGGUAGGAACUGAAGUAACGUUGGCGGUAAAUGUGGGGAGGGACGUUUGUUCAUCGAUGCUGCUUAUCGUGCAAAUUCUCCCCGUUGUCUCUGUUGGGAUGGUAAUGCAUAAUAGCGUGGAGCUAAAGCGGUGUAGGUGGUGGCAGCACUUCAUUCAGUGCUAAAACAUUCGUUUGUCCAUGAUAAUCACUAUAAUAGAGCAUUGACAAAUUUGCGUACUAUACACAAGUCUUCUAUCAGUAUGUGUUUAUCCAUAUUCGACUAUGCCUCCCUUGAUUUUUUCUUGCUUGACUUUGUAUCAUAGAAAGCCCCAAAUUGAACUUGCUCCUACGCCACCAACGCAUCACCGCAUGUGAAUUUCCACUGAGUAGCUGAGCGAGACAGUUCUCUCAUUUUUCAACGACUUAUCGUUAUUGACAAAGAGUUGGAUGAUUUUCGGCGAACGUUCUCGCAGCUUUGCAGCAUCAAUGUUGCGGUACUUUAUAUUGAUUCUCCUUGAAUGUCAAUAUUUUCCAAUCAUUGCGUCGAUAUAAAAAGUCGUCUACUUCCAUGCUUUUCUUUAUGCCUAGUGCCUACACAGGCUGAGGUUCAAAAUUUGUCAAAAAUCGUGACAGUUAGGCUGCGUUACAUGAUACCGCUGAACGACGAAUCAUUUUGCCGUCUGGGUUUCAGCGAUCGCAGUCUUAUUGUCAGACCUAAGAAAGGUGAAUGUAUCCUACCUGCUUGAAAAGUUUUUGAAAACACGCGUCACCGUUUUGGUUCCGCACCUGGGCGUGUAACGUUAUCCCCAUUUCCACCGUGACGCAGAGUAGGACUGUCAGGGCCUCAUUGUUCACAUCCCGGUACAUUGCUUAUAGGAAAGUACCGUGUGUGCGGUACUCCCGAGUAGGUACGGUACUAUCUCUGUGUUCUCUGCAGGGGCGGGGUACCGCGAAUGAUGUACCCUGGCAUGGCGGGGCGGCACAAUCCCGCCGUGAUUGGAUACAAUCGCCGGCAUGGCAGGGCGGCACAACCAUGGUGUGUUGUGAUUGGAUACAAUCGCUGAGCUGGUGCUAGAUUGGUGGCGUUCGUUUGUUGGAUGAUGGACAUUUCCCAGUGUGUCGAAAGAAGCCUAAAAUUACU
Molecule: messenger RNA, 2778 nt
Organism: Amphibalanus amphitrite
Lineage: Eukaryota; Metazoa; Arthropoda; Thecostraca; Balanomorpha; Balanidae
Product: immunoglobulin-binding protein 1b-like
Biological process (GO): regulation of dephosphorylation; regulation of signal transduction
Cellular component (GO): cytosol
Molecular function (GO): protein phosphatase 2A binding
Source: RefSeq, a predicted model, not a curated record